Messenger RNA from Paralichthys olivaceus (Japanese flounder), 3189 nucleotides. It is a transcript of the gene spop, whose product is annotated as speckle type BTB/POZ protein. Gene Ontology annotation, molecular function: ubiquitin protein ligase binding. The record is from RefSeq and is a predicted model, not a curated record. Gene Ontology annotation, cellular component: cytoplasm; nucleus. Gene Ontology annotation, biological process: proteasome-mediated ubiquitin-dependent protein catabolic process; regulation of proteolysis. Lineage: Eukaryota; Metazoa; Chordata; Actinopteri; Pleuronectiformes; Paralichthyidae.
UACACGUCACAGGCUCACCCGGAAGUGCGGUGACAGCACUUGUCAAAAACCCUUCAGCCCUCUCAUGGAACUGCGAAACAAAAGAUGGUUCUCUCGACUGAUUGUUUAGUCUAUAUGAUGUCAGAGGACGGCACAAAACCUCUUCAAUCAAGCUGAGUCGCAGCAGAAUCGGUCCCCCAGGGAGGACGGUGGGAUGUGGGGGAAAGUUUCAGAAAAAGCUUGCCAAGAAGCUCCUGCUUUGGACAGACAUGCAGUACUGACACACCUACAGACGGAGAGACCUGACAGACACAGUCCAGCUGGCUAGUCAUGGCAGUGGCAAGCAGAACAGAUGUGCUAGGGACUUUGAUCUAGGUUGCCCGUAGCUAUUUUGGAGUCUGCGCGUCCUGUUGUACUGGAUUCAUCUCUCUGCAGCUCUCAUUAUGGCAGGUGUUGUUUAAGACGCUGCCAGCUUGACCUAUAAUCGUCCCUCCUCUCCUCUACACACCCUGCAUCACCUCACCCAACUCCUGGCUGGUGCUCUGGCCCCAUUCAGGUUCUCCCUGCAUCAAGGCUGGCAAUGUCCAGAGCCCCAAGCCCCCCUCCCCCCGCAGAAAUGUCCAGCAGCCCCGUGGCUGAGAGCUGGUGUUACACUCAGAUCAAAGUGGUGAAGUUCUCCUACAUGUGGACCAUCAACAACUUCAGCUUCUGUCGCGAGGAGAUGGGAGAGGUCAUCAAAAGUUCCACCUUCUCCUCAGGAGCCAACGACAAACUCAAAUGGUGUUUGCGUGUAAAUCCUAAAGGUCUGGAUGAGGAGAGCAAAGACUAUCUGUCACUUUACUUGCUCUUAGUAAGCUGCCCAAAGAGUGAGGUGCGCGCCAAGUUUAAGUUUUCUAUCCUCAAUGCCAAGGGAGAAGAGACCAAAGCCAUGGAGAGCCAGAGGGCGUACCGUUUUGUCCAGGGGAAGGACUGGGGUUUCAAGAAGUUCAUCAGGAGGGACUUCCUGCUAGACGAGGUCAACGGUUUGCUGCCCGAUGACAAACUAACGCUGUUCUGUGAGGUGAGUGUGGUGCAGGACUCUGUGAACAUCUCAGGCCAGAACACAAUGAACAUGGUGAAGGUUCCAGACUGCAGGCUGGCAGAAGAGCUCGGGGAUUUGUGGGAAAACUCGAGAUUCACCGACUGCUCCCUUUGUGUCGCUGGCCAGAAAUUCCAGGCGCACAAAGCCAUCUUGGCAGCUCGCUCGCCGGUGUUCAGUGCCAUGUUUGAACACGAGAUGGAGGAGAGCAAGAAGAACCGUGUGGAGAUAAAUGACGUGGAGCCAGAUGUCUUCAAAGAGAUGAUGUGCUUCAUCUACACAGGCAAGGCCCCCAACCUGGACAAGAUGGCUGAUGACCUGCUGGCGGCAGCUGACAAGUAUGCUCUGGAGCGGCUGAAGGUGAUGUGCGAGGACGCUCUGUGCAAGAGCCUCUCUGUGGAGAACGCCGCAGAGAUCCUCAUCCUCGCCGACCUGCACAGCGCUGACCAGCUCAAGACGCAGGCUGUGGACUUCAUCAACUGUCACGCAGCAGAUGUGAUGGAGACGUCAGGCUGGAAGUCCAUGGUGAUCUCUCAACCGCACCUCGUAGCAGAAGCCUAUCACUCCCUGGCCUCGGCCCAGUGCCCCUUCCUGGGUCCCCCACGGAAACGCCUAAAAUAAUAAUAGUGGUCUGGAGAGUGACUCCUCAGUCCUGACCCUGCUGCGUCCUUCUGAACCAGCGACUCACUGCUCCUCCUACGGCAUCCAGAGACACCAAAGACCGAUACCCAUAGGACUUGGCUCCUCGGUAUGACUAAAGGGAAAACUCAGCUGGGAAGAACAGAGACUGAUGCCCCAGAGGAGGUAAUACAGAUCUCUGUAGAUGGUGAUGAGCUGAAUAUUCAUGGUUCAAACCUCGAUACUCCAUAUAUCCUGUCACUGUGAUAUUGGAAAGCUGGAUCUGUGAGUCGGUCACAUAAAGAAAAGAUCUCCUGGCUCCAAACAGAAAAGUCAACGUUGAGUCCCUAUAAAUUCAAUUUUGUUGUCUUGUACGAUGUCUCGAGUUUUGAAGCCCGAACAGCUCAUGAAAAGUGAGCGAAGAGGAUCAACCAUCCAGAAAGUGAUGUUUGUGCAAAGUGUUGUUAUUCUGGGACAUAAUCAAUUCUCAGCUUGAAUCAAAGAGGACUGAUCUGAUCAUGUCUUCAAAUGGCCAGGCAGUGGAUGGAUAAAGCCUGAGUUUAGUUUUAAAAUCCGUCUCCUGUGCGAUCUGUUCAGGUCCGACAUUCAGAAAGUCGGCCAUCUUGCACUUUAAGAAGUUCCACAGUUCACUUUCUUACGUGGCUGCUAUUAAAGUAGCUGUUAUCAACUGUAGUUAACAUGUUUUGAUGUGGUUGCAGCAGUGUUUUACAUGUUGUGGCUAAAACUGUCAUCUUGGUCGAGACUGUGCUGUGAUAUAAAACAACAUUUUACUUUACGCUCGUAGUGGAAUUACACAGAGAAAUGCUGGAUCUAUGAAAUGAUUUGAUUAAAUCGUGCAGUCUGAGUUAACACAACGUAGAGGAUUGAAAACAAAAAGCACAGCGUCUGCCCAGCUUUAAGAAACAUAUCAAAUAAACCAAUGACAGAAACAAUCCUUUCAUCUACCUGAUAAUCACAGUUCAUCUCUUACUGACACCUUGUCUUGCAGGUUUUUUGCCAAACAAACAGUCUUUUAAGUCACUUAACAAAGAUUUGCAAACACCUUCCAAAGUGCUCUCUGAGUUCAUGUAAAACUGAGCACAUGGGAAACGAUGACAUCACCGUUUACUUUUCACAUGCCAAAUGCUGCUUUCUGUAAAAAACAUGCACCAAAAACACCAAUGGCAGCUAUAUACUGGUCUCUCUACGAUGCGUUUAUUCCGCAAAUAAAUGUAGCAUCACUGCUCCACAUCGAUUGCGUCCGCCUCACCCUGUUUUACUUGGAGCUAAGCUCAGUGAGCAUGCUCACAAUGUUCGUCUCUGGUAUUUGACGGACCAUCGAUAAAGCCUUUAUCGCCACCUGCUGGCCUGAUUGCUUGUUUAACUAUUUGUUUUUUGUGUUCUUGUCUAAAUGAAGAUAUUUUGUACAAUGAUGGACGUGUGAUUGUUCAUAAAGAAAGAAAUUUAAAACAAUACCUGCAGUGUGGUAGACAAGGCCUGAAACAAUGUUUUGC